Exophiala oligosperma is the source of this 3573-nucleotide messenger RNA. RefSeq lists its product as uncharacterized. The transcript has 3 exons. Bases 1 to 1683 code for a protein of 560 amino acids. Gene Ontology annotation, molecular function: zinc ion binding; DNA-binding transcription factor activity, RNA polymerase II-specific. NCBI's taxonomy places the organism in Eukaryota, Fungi, Ascomycota, Eurotiomycetes, Chaetothyriales, Herpotrichiellaceae. Gene Ontology annotation, biological process: regulation of DNA-templated transcription. The record is from RefSeq and is a predicted model, not a curated record.
AUGACUAAGGCCAAACGAUCAAAACUCGGCUGCCGCACUUGCAAAAUACGACGUGUGAAAUGUGAUGAAGGUCGCCCUGCUUGCCAAACAUGCCUCUCAACCGGUCGGAUCUGCGAUGGUUAUGGGAUCUGGGGUGGAGGAGGGAACACGUAUGGACAGCGCAUGAAGAACGCUGAAGGCCAGCGAGGGCCUUGUCUCGUUCAGAGACAUCCGUUAAUCAAGACAACCCUUUCAGCCACCGGCUUGACCACCGAUGAAUCCUUACAUUUCGACUGGUUCACCCACCGAUCCAGGCCGAAGCUACCGGGCGCCUUUCGAACCGAGCUAUGGGAGCAAGUCAUGAUUCAAGCUAGUGUAACAGAGCCUGCGGUGCUGCACGCAGUCCUUGCUUUGAGCUCUAGUCACCGGAGCGACGUCGUGAAACAUGUCUGCUCAGGGCCCACGCCAGGGAAUGAGCUUGAGAGGUUCACACUGCUACAGUAUAGCAAGGCUAUCAAGCAUUUGUACCCGCGACUUCAGAGGAGAGACCACGAAACAUCCAUCAUGGCACUUGUGGCGUGCGCGCUAUUCAUCCACAUGGAAAACAUGCUCGGUCGAUACGACUCCAGCCUCAUCCAUCUCACCCACGGCCUAAACAUCUUGAAAAGCAUGUACAACCCGUCAGGCACGUUGGCAAACUCGGACUGCAUUUCACUAAAGUCUUGGACUGAUUGCACGAAUGACUGGAUCAUCCAAACGUUCCUCGCCUUGGAUAUUCAGGCCAGAAUUCUCAGAAAUGACUAUCAUGAUCUACUCUGGAGUCCAAUCAACAUAUUGACAAGACAGAAGACUUUCCACUCACCCGAGACUGCGAGACAAGAGCUCGAUAUGCUCUUGAUCAGUACCCUUCUUUUGACUCAACAACUCCGAGAGACAAAACGGGCUCCCAGUUCCAAUGAUCUGCAGCAACGGAUUGACAUCCUGACGAGGUUAAACUCCUGGCUAAAAAUGGUGGAUGAGACUCGAUCUCAGUCGAUUGCUCCAGUCAGCAGCAAAGAUGACUUCGCCUACCAGCUCCUAUGCCUAUAUCACACCGUGACUAUGAUCAUGACCGAUGUCUCAAUCUAUGCGGAUCCUGAAUGCCGUUACGAUCAUCACACAUCCACAUUCAUCUCAGUAUUAAGGCAAGGGAUUAGUCUCUUCAAGAAAGCACCAACGCACAGCACGUCGCACGAACCUCAAGGGAGUACGGAUUCAAGGAGUAUCUGUGACCUGGGUUGGAUCAUGCCGCUCUACUUUACCGCCACCAAGUGCCGACAUCAUCGGAUAAGGUUGCAAGCCAUCAGGAUGCUGGAGAUGAGUCUGCAUAAGGAAGGCAUUUGGGAUUCCGCAAUGGCAGCUUCCAUAGCUCGUGAAGCCAUGCAGACUGAAGAGGGACAAUUUCUCGCAGACGUGAAACUGAUGGACGACUUCAACAGCCUUAUUGCCCCUCGAGAAGAGGAUCUAUACCAUCCACUAGUACCGCCGUCGCUCAGAUUGAGGGAUCUCAAAAUCUACCUAGGACAUGUGGGAGGACAGACCCUUCUUAGAUACAGGAAAGGACAAAAGUCUCACCUAAAGGUCUACGAUCCUUCGACGCGCAUUUUCACUAAUGCGUCGAGCCUGUCAAACCACGGUGCCUUGCUGCAGUCUGUGGGAGUAUGAGAAGGAAAAAUUCGAGCCAUUCCGAAGAAUUUCACUCUUGUUAUCGCCGACCAUCAACCCAGUAGACUGCAGAACUCCCGGGAUUAUGCUCCUAUCAAGACGAAGACGACAGCACCAAUUGCAGUCCUGUCCUUCAGACCAUUACCGCAUACUCAAUCAAGGACAAGGCUCACGAUUUAUUGCCCCUCCAACUCCUUCUCGGUCCAUUCCCAAAGUUUCCUGGCAAGCUCUGGGUCUUUGGCCACGGCACCCUGCUUUCCACCAAUCCCAACCGGCUCAUAAUACUGACCACUGGACACGUUUCUCGCGGUUGCUGCCCACAAUUGAUUCUUUGCACCCUCCUGCACGCUGACUCCGAAAAGUGGAAUCACGACUCUGCGGAGGAAGUUCACCACAAGGCUGCUCUCUGGUGUGGAGAAGAGAUCUGUUUUGACAUUUCCGGGGUGAAUUGAGACAGCUGUGAUCUGCGGAUAUCUCUUUGCGAUUUCUUGAGGGUAUAAAAGAUUCGCCAAUUUACUUUGGCCGUACUUUGCCGUUCCGCUCAGGUCCCCGCCCUUGGUUUUGAGGCUUUCGAAGACAAUUCCACCAGCUGGACCGUACUUGUGUCCAAGUGAGCUGACGAAGACGACUCGCGGUUCGUCCCCAAUGGGAUUCCUGUCGGCCUCGAGAAGUUGAGGUACGAGAAGCUUGAAGAGCAAUGCAUGCCCAACGUGGUUGAUACCUAUAUGGAAUUCGUACCCUUCUUUGGUGGUAGUGGGAGGACCUCCCAUGACGCCGGCAUCUGCCAAUCGUUGAUCAAUAAGCUAGCUAAGAGCGGGUAUAACAGGGCUCACUCACUGCACAUCAAAAUGUCGAGCCGAGGGGAUGAUUCUUGGAAAGUCUUGACGGCUUUCUUGAUCGAUUCAAAUGAGGCCAAGUCCAUCUCUAGGAAACGAACCUUCGCCCCAGGGGUUGCGGCUUUGAUUUCGUCGACAGUCUCAUUGCCAGUCUUUGCGUUGCGUGCGGCGAUCCACAGCUGAGCCGGAUUGUGCUUGGACAGGUCGAGGGCACUUUGUUUGCCAAUACCAAUAUUUCCACCGGUGAUCAAGAUGACUUUGCCAUCGAGACUCGGGAUAUCCCUUGCGGGGUCAAAUGAAUUGCCACCCAUUUCGUUUUGAGACCGAGAGGCAGAAGCUGUGAAGUUAUGUGGCUCAGAGAUCAUGGGAGUUGAAGGGGUAUAAGUACCAUUCUUGGGAUCAGGCAAGACAUCUGCUAGGGUAGCCCUGGGAUCGGAAAGCGGAAUUGUUUAUUCGUCAGAACCUGUUUGUCGGAGUUCAGAUAAGGAAGACGGUCGCAGAUUGCUUCUCUUGGUAUUUGCUCACCUGGCUAUAGCCUCCUCGAUAUAGCGACAACGCUGGGACCAAGACCCACGAGUGCCUCGGCCAGCCAAUCAAUGUACGAGUUAGACGAGCAGACCAAUCAGCGGACUGUCGCGGAACUCGGGGAGGACUUGGUUCCAAUGUGCGGAUUCGGAUCUGUUGACAGGUCUGUGAGACAAUCAUUUACCUCCUCAAACCCAUAUCUUGUACACCUAAAUGAUGGAAGAUACAUUUCUUGUCGACACGACAGCUCUCUCGGUCGCCAAGACCCCUGGAAGUAUCUCCUCAUCGAGAGCCAGUGUACUGCACGGUCCGGUCAGUGCGGGAGUGCCCCGACACACUCUCGACGCUGUUGAAUGAAGCUGGCGACACUUGAUACACCUCCUGAGGAAGCCAACGAUCAACCGUACAAGGUUGACCGAACAUAGUGAACCCGAGCCGGGUUGAUGCCGACGCAACAAGCCAUCGCUUACGAGGAUUUUUUGGGCCCAACAAUCGCUCAGAAACACAUCAACACGUUUGAUGCCUUGUU